This is a messenger RNA of Chelmon rostratus (copperband butterflyfish), 2509 nucleotides long. RefSeq names its product zinc finger protein 287-like. The transcript is spliced from 3 exons. Gene Ontology annotation, biological process: regulation of transcription by RNA polymerase II. Gene Ontology annotation, molecular function: RNA polymerase II cis-regulatory region sequence-specific DNA binding; DNA-binding transcription factor activity, RNA polymerase II-specific. NCBI's taxonomy places the organism in Eukaryota, Metazoa, Chordata, Actinopteri, Chaetodontiformes, Chaetodontidae. The record is from RefSeq and is a predicted model, not a curated record. The coding region runs from base 223 to 1353 and encodes 376 amino acids.
UUAUGUCUUGCCUGAUUUGUGCUUUGUAACAGUGUGUUAGCAGUUUUUAUUUUUUACCCAGUUGGCUGAAAAUUAAUUCAGAGGAAACGUCUCGCUAAAAUAGUCGCCGCAUGGCGAGUUUGUUGGAAUUUUAAUAGGGAAAACGAUACCGGACGGAGUUAGCUAAUGUAGCUAACGUUUGCUAUCCACAUUACACUAUAUUCGCUAACUUCAACUUGCAGGAUGUCUAAACUUGAACGUUUGAAUGCUCGUGUGGCCAAGCUGCUGACUGAGGCGGUGCAGGAGGUUCUGGAGGUGGUGAAGGAGACGGUGUCAGAGUACCAGGAGAAAACUGCCAGAACACAGAGAGAGAACGAGAGCCUGAAGAGAAGACUGCAGGAGCUUCGGGACAAGAUAAGGAGAGAUGGUAAAGUUGUUGUACAAACAAGUAGUCCAUUACCCGAAGAACAAGAAGACACACAAAAUCAAGAGCAGGAUUUGGGACUCGCUUUGAGGCAGAUCACAGAACUCCCUGUGACAGAGCAAAACCCGGUAGGCAGCCACAAACCACCUGACCAUGACGUCAAGCAGGAAUCCAAACAACAGGAGAACUACAAUAACAUUGAAUCACAAGCUGAGUGCAACGUGGCACCAGCAGCAGAACAUUGCCAAGCAAAAUCAGAGGUGACACACGUCAUUGAGGAGGCAGUGACAGUCCACACAUCACACAGUCCAAACAGGGACAUCAGUGCUGUCACAUCCAAUAAUGCUUGCACCUCUGACUCCAGCACCUCACUUGGGGUAAACUUGGCUGUUAUCAAAAGAGAGCCAGAACCAACAGACUGUACAACGUCCGAACCACCACGUCUCCAGGAACGAUAUAGUGGAUGUGUGGAUUUGAGCUGCAACUCGUCUUGUUACAACUCUGCUGAGACGCACAGGCCAGAAGUGAGUGCUGAACCUUGUGGACUUGUCUUUGUCCACUCGAAUCACGGCGUACCUAAGAGGCAUGCAUUUGCAAAAACAAACAGGGCUGCAUUUGACGGGAGAAAAAUCAGGACAGAGCAUUUCCAGAGAGAUGACUCACACUCGUGUGUUGUUUGCGGAAAGACGUUCAGCAGGGUCGGGAACUUGAGAAUCCACCAGCGUUGUCACACAGGGGAGAAGCCGUAUGGCUGUAUACAGUGUGGGAGGCGUUUUAGCCAGGCAGGAGACCUGAAAAAACACAAGAGGGUCCACACAGGGGAGAAACCUUAUUACUGUAACCAGUGUGGAAAGAGCUUCAGCAGGGGGGAGAAUCUGAAAAGACACCAGAAGAUCCACAUUGGAGAGAUUUUACACUUACAGCAAGUGUGGAGGGAGCAGCAGCAAUGAUUAAUAUACUGGACUCACUGCAAAUGAGCAAAUUCAGCACACGUACUUUGUGAAGAAUCUAUGAAGGAUCAUUUUUGGUCUGUGCCCUUAGUUUGAGAAAUAGUUGCAAGAAACAGUUGCUAAAGAACUCAAAGGAAGAGCUCAAUGUUACCAGGAGUUACUUACUGCUCUGGUAUGUGGCCAGUCAUGUGUUACUUAUGCUUGUCUUUUUGUCCCUCUGAUCAUGAUGAAACAGGGCUGUAGAAGUAAUCACUUAACCAAAGAGGCUGAAGCUUUACACAUAGAGAUGCACUAAUAUAAAGGCGUAGUAUCAGUAUCUGAAUCGAUACCUAAUAUUGUUUUUGGCUAACAAGAUUAGCUUACUUAUGUUAGUAGAACAACAUAAAAAAGAAAUAUGCUUCAAUGGUCCUGCACAUUCAAGGUACAUUCAUACAGGUGAUUUAAAUUAUUUUGGCUCAUUAGAGCUCCUGUUGCACCUGUUAAGGCAUCACAUAUUUGAGUUUUGUGUGCUUCACGUAAGCAGAGGUUUAAUCAGCCAGAAUAAGUGAAAACACUAGCAGGGGUGAACAGGCCUUUUAAGAUGGACAUGAGUAAAUUGCAGAUUUUAUUAAUUACCUCCAAUUUUAUUUAAAUGCAUAAUAUAACCUGUAAUGUGUCAGACAGUAUAGAAAGGUAACUUUAAGAGACGCUGCUUUCUUAAAAAAAUAAAAAGUAAUGAAAAAAAAAGCUCAUAUGGGUGCAUCUCUACUUUGCUAAAAACCACUAUUGUAUUUGGUCCAAACAGGUUUAUAUCCAGUGAGCCUUUGGUCUAAAGAGCAGGUUUAAACUUUUCAAGUUGACAGUUUUAUUUUGUGUAACACACAUCCUUUGGUCAUGUACAGAAUGAGUUCUCUUAUGUUAAGUAAGUAAAUGCUGAAGACAAUGAUUGAAAGUUUUUAAAAUAUGAAAAGCAUGAUUGUCAUUGAAAUUGCCUGAUUUUCAUACAGAUUGAAACUUGCUGAAUGCUGGAUGUGUUUAUUGCAGAUUUAGUUAGGAUUAAAAACAGAAAAAUAGAGUUUUGUGCAACAAAAGCAAUAAAUUAUUCCCACCCCAAAUGACUCAAUGACUGACGUUUCAAGUUUUUCAUCAGAGGACUUGUUAACGGCACUCAAGGGCU